Theileria orientalis strain Shintoku is the source of this 8085-nucleotide messenger RNA. RefSeq lists its product with no specific name. The record is from RefSeq and is a predicted model, not a curated record. Lineage: Eukaryota; Apicomplexa; Aconoidasida; Piroplasmida; Theileriidae. The coding region runs from base 1 to 8085 and encodes 2694 amino acids. Gene Ontology annotation, biological process: RNA polymerase II preinitiation complex assembly; transcription by RNA polymerase II. Gene Ontology annotation, cellular component: transcription factor TFIID complex. The transcript has 3 exons. Gene Ontology annotation, molecular function: histone acetyltransferase activity; TBP-class protein binding; RNA polymerase II general transcription initiation factor activity.
AUGGAAUUGAGUGAUUCUGAUUAUGAAAAUAAUCCUGAGGAUAUAAAAUAUCAGCGGUUUCCAAGAAAUCGCAGACCUACACAGCAGAUUCCAGCAAUGUCCCAUAUGAAUCCACAUCAGCCACCAAACAAUGGACUAGGAACACAAUUACAAAACACGAGUGUUUCUUUCGACUUAAACACGGGUGCUGGAGGAGGUUUUCCUCAGUUUUCAAGUUCCGACAAUGGUACAAUGAAUGAAAUGUUCCCAGCGCCAGAUUCAGCUUCUAGUAACAAAAAUCCAGUGUUCCCAGAGGGCUUGAGUAACAUAUCAAACACAAGUAGAAGUAACAACGAGGAACCGGACCAAAAGUAUGAAAUGGAGGACCCUAACAGAGUGGAGGAAGGCACAAUGGACAUGUUCAGAUACGAGCCGGAGUCAAUGAUGGACAGUAAGAAGGAGUCGCUGACAGACUCGAAGCUGAUGCAGCCGCGGAGAAUGGGUCCAAUGUUCCCAUUCACACAACAAGUGCCGAAGGAAGGAGCAGGGAAAGAUUUCUCAAAAGGGAAGGACUCGUCCAGAGAUUUGGGGAAAAAGGAAGCGAAGCAUAAACACACACAACAGAGAAGACAAUCGGAGUCACAAGAAACAUUUAAAGGAAUAACAGCGUCAGUGGAACUGAGAGAGAUAUGCCAACUAGAGUCGUGGAAAGAGUUAGUGCAAAGAAACAAAGUGAUGUACAAACAAGGAGAUGUGUCAAUAGAAGACAGCAUAGAGAUGGAAGAAGAGGAGGAAGAAGAAGGAGAAAACGAGGAACAUGAAAAGUCGGAGCCAGAAGUACAAGACGCGGACAAGAAGAAGCACAUAAGGAACCCGGAAACGUCAUGGGCAGUUAACAGGUUCAGAGACAUAAAGGAAACGGAGGGCCUAUCAAUGGAAAUAAGACUGUUCACAGAAGAGGACCUGAAGAACAAGGACAUGAAGGAUUUGAAAAGGGCACUGAAGACGUUGGCGAAGCAGGAGACGAAGGUGUACCCAUACCAGACUAUCGACUAUCCAACACAAAUAUCAAAACCAUCAACCACGAAAGAUUAUUUAUGGUAUUCCGACACAUCAGCAGAAUCAGAUAAAGAGGAAGGAUUAAAUACAGGAGUAAACGGUGAAGUGAUCACGAAGAACUUGGAAAAGGUGUUGGAGUUGAAUGAUGAGCCUCAGCAUAUGACGAAUGUAGAAACGGAGUUUGAUGCAGAUUUGUAUAACACAGCAACACAAAUGUCAUUGGCAUCAGCACUGGAUGCAACGAGAAGAGAAGAAGAUAGAUAUAAAAUGUUCGGAGAGUUGGAGGAGUUAAAUAGAGAAUUUGACCUUAACGACUACAGAUACGAGUGGUACAAGUACAGAAGUGGGUUGGAAGAGAAGCUGACAAUAUCGCAUUUCAUAGAGUUCGACCAGAUUAUGAAGAAGAAGUUUAAAAUCAAAGUGAGUAGUUGGAAAGAAGAUGAAAAGGAGGAGGAAAACGUAGGACAGGUGCAAAAGUUAUACGCAGUAGCAGAAACGAAUAUGAAGCUGCUGAUGCACUAUGAUCACCCAGAAGUGUCAAACAUAGUUAACAGCCAAAUCUAUGACCUGAACACGUCGAAAGUACUGUACACCUUCGGAAACGAGGAGGAGCAAAAGACGCAAAAGGAUGACCUGGUGGCACUGCUGGAAGAAGCAACAGGAGUUAAUAGUACGGUAACCGCAGCAGGAACGAGUAGAGAAACGGGAGGACCGGCGAAGGAAAGUAAGGAUAAGGAGCAGAAGGAAGUGAAGGAAGGAAAGGAAGUGGUGAAGGAGCUGGAAAAGGAGUUGGAAAAGGAACUGGGAAAAGAAGAAGAAGCACUCUUGACAGGGAAGGAAAGUGACGUGAGAAGGCAGUGGAGAAAGAGACUGCAAGGAAUAGAUAAGCAGAAGAGGCUGAAGCUGGUUAACCAGGGAGUUAGUCUGAGUUGUCUGGACAACGAGACUGCGCUGGAGUCGUCGAGAAACUACGACUUCGUAUACGAGUUCGACGAAGUGGCGGCGAUGUUUAGGACCUCGGAUUACCUGGGGAUACUGAACCACUCGUUCGACGCACACUACGCAGCCUCGAACCCGCACGACGUGGGACAGGACGACGAAGUGCUCAACAAGAGGGACCUGAUACACACGAGAGUGGCGAGAAACAUAGUGGGAAUACUGCCGCUCGUGGGAAAGAACGCGAAGAUACAGCUGGCAAGGUUCCAUAGGAUGGACUUCAGAACAGGAAUGUUUAAAAUGAGCGUAAUUUACUACACGCACGACAUCGAAAGAGAGCUGAGGAAAAGGAAGUACACGGACAAGAGUGAGUCGAAGAAGGAACAGGAGCCGGAGGGAGAGAGCGUCAGGCAGGUGUCGGCAGGGACGAACACAUCGAGUUACCAGGGAGCAGAAUCACUGUUGACGCAGACUACGCAGUCGAUAGGCAGUGGUCUAUCGCAGAAUACACAAUCCAUGAGCGCAGUCUCAUUACAAAACACACUGUCGAUUGGCACUGGUCCAUCACAAAACACACAAUCCAUGAGCGCAGUCUCAUUACAAAACACACAGUCGCCCACCACUAACACGGUCCCACACACAGAAGACGGUGAAGGAGAGAAGGUUGGAAUGGAGGAAUACGGAAACGUGGAUGGUAGAGGCCAAGCAAGUAGGAGGGAAGAGGAACUAAAAGCAGAGGAAACGAAGGAAGGUGCACCCGAGAGAAAGGAGGCAGGCGCUAACGGAUAUCAACCGACAGAAAUGGGAGCAUUAAACAGAGUAAAUCAGACGGCAGGGAUCAGUGACGUUAAACAAUACGGGGCUCUGGAGGGAGCGCACAAAAAGGGGAAAUCAUAUACGCCGCCGAACUACUGGGAAGAAGAGCUUGAGAAGGAGGGAGCAGGAGUGGAAUGGGAAGUGUACACAGUGGAAAGGUCAGUGAUCAACAUGAACUUCAGAGAAGACGACAUAGUGGAGGGAGUGCAGAACCACUGCAGCAACUACUUCGUCAACUCGGAAGACCUGAGUCUGGCGGACGACACGAAGCUGGUGCUGCUCGAGUACGUCGAAAAGUACCCGCUGCUCAUGAAUAACCUGGGGAUGACGUCGCGAGUGGACACGUACAUUAACACGAACGCAGGAGAGGGCAUUUUCAAGCAGAGCCACAAGAAGGGGGUGCUCGGCAACGUGACCUACGCACAGGAGUACGAGCUGUUCGGAGUGCAGCACCGCCUGAAAAACAACGAGACGCAGAGCAUCCUGGAAAACACGCUGUUUAGGGCGCCCAUUUUCUACAGGACGUCGAACCCGAGGCACUACAGGCAGCCGGAGGCGCGCUUCGGGGACCGCGCGAGCGAGGAGUACGGCGCGGCCACGAGCAGCGGGUACAGCAGCAUAAACUGGGACAGAGGCCUCGUGGACGGCGAUUUCGCGCACCCCUACGACGAGACUGGCGCCGAAGCGCCCUCUGAGGAAAGCAGUGCCAGAAACACACACGAGGCUGGGACUGCAGAUGACACACAUGGGGAAGAUGGCGGUGCUGGCAACAGCGUCAACACUCGGGGCGAUAAUAGCACUAUAAGCAACACAAACUCUGCUGGUAGCAAUAACAACACAAACUCUGCUGGUAGCAAUAACAACACAAACUCUGCUAGUAGCAAUAACAACACAAACUCUGCUAGUAGCAAUAACAACACAAACUCUGCUAGUAGCAAUAACAACACAAACUCUGCUAGUAGCAAUAACAACACAAACUCUGCUAGUAGCAAUAACAAUGAUGAAAAGGGAGAAAACGAGGAACCGGAGAAGGAAAUAACGAGUGAAAAGACGACGAUGUAUGACUUCUUGCUGGUGAGAACAAAAUUGACGUCAGUGGGAGCAGAAUAUAAGAACGGGAGUGUUAACGGAAUGAGUACGAAGGCAAAUAGUAGCGUAGUAUUGAACGAAGGGAAGGAAAUCAUGAGGAUAAGGUCGUUGGACGAUAACCUGGUGCUGGGAGUAGUGGGACAGUGUGAGCCGAAGGUACUAAUACAUAACCCGAAGAGUAAAAGUUACACCGACGACAAUAAGCUGCUGCUGAAAGCAUGGGUGAUCAAGAUGGCAAUGAUGUACCCAGGAUUGGACGUGAAGAAGCUGAAGAAGCUGGCGAGGAAGAAGUUCUACCCGCUGCUGCCGGACAAGGAGAUAACAGCAGUGCUGAAGCAAAUAGAAGCGACGGCAGUGUUCAGCACGAGGCCACAGGCACUGGAAAACACACUGCAGUCGACAAUAAAGCCGGAAGUAAUAUGUUCGCUGGAAAGCACAAGAGCACAGAGGUUCAGGCUAAAGUCGCGAGGAAUCACGCACCUGAAGAGCCACGACGGAAUAGCCUCAGUGUCCUCAAUACUGUCGCAGCAGGAAGUGCACUUCGCAAGCUCAAUAGCACAGGCGACGAAGAAGCUGAAUGAGCUUAAAAAGAGGUACUACACGAGAAUGGCGACACUGAACGUGGACGAGGAGAUCAUCAAGGAAAAAAUAAGGUACUUUAACCUGCCGAUAAAAGAAUACACACUGUACGGACACCCGCCGCUGACGAGCACAGAAAUGGAGGAAGAAGGGCAGAAGGUAGAGUCAGGGAAAACAGAUGAGAUAAAUAGGGACUAUAAAGCUGUAGAAGGCAACGAUGCGCAUAGUAACUGUGAAGCCAAGGAAGCAUAUAAGUCAGAUUUUGACGGAAUGGAAGGAGUAAAUGGGAGUGGCGGUAACAUAGGCACUCUGGAAACGAUUAACCUGGAUGACAUUGAGGACGGCCAAUAUCUAGAUAACAGCACGGACGGCCAUUACAUAAACAACAACAAUGACGGCCAAUACCUAGAUAACAACAAUGACGGGCAAUACCUAGAUAACAACAAUGACGGCCAAUACCUAGAUAACAGCAACGACGGCCAAUACCGGGAUAUAGUAGGUGAAGUGACACAGCAGAGCGGCACAGGUGGAGUUAGCUAUCGUAACGUCAAUGACACAGAGCAAAAGGGUGAGGACGGCAUUGACUCCACAAGGGAGAGGGGAUCAAUAAAACGCACAGGAGAUGAAAGAAACGAGUCGAAAGUCAAUUCGGAAUAUAAGAACUCGGAGUCAGUGAAGAAAGAAAGGGAGCAUGAGAGGAGCGCGAAGAGAAGAAAGUUGAAAACGAAGGAGCGUAGUAGAAACAGAGGAAACAUUAGUUCGAAAGUGGAGUACAUAGAAAAGGAGCUUAAGCUGUCUAAUUGGAACAUAACGCACGACGUUAAAAUGGUGCUCAAGGGAAACGGACAGUUCUCGUUGCACGGACUGGGAGACCCGUCUAACUCAGGCUUGGCACUGAGUCUGAUCAAGAGACAAGUAAACACAGGAGGAAGCGCGUCGACGACAGGAAACGUGUACAACAUGAGCCUGGUGGGACAAAGCAACGAGGACCUGAGGAAGCUGAGCAUGGACGAGCUGUCGAAGAGACUGCAGCUCUACGGAGUGAGCGAGGCGAUCAUAAAGACGCUGCCGAGGUGGGACCAGGUGGCGCUGGUGAGGCAGUACAGAGACGGAUACGGAGCAGCGAAAAACGUAGAUGACCCGCUCAACAAGUUCAGAAUACCGCCGCAGGAGUACAAAAAUCAGCUCACGAAGAUAAUACAGAAGCAGAAAGAGUCACUGGCGCAAACAGCAAUAUACUCGCCGCUGAGUCUUAAUAGACUUAACUCGCUGAUGUCAGUGAUGAAAAUGGAAGAGGAGGAAGAUAAGAAGAGCACAGAAACGAGGGGAGGAGAAGGAGCGAGUGAAAAGGAAGGAUUCGGACGAGAGGAGCUGUACGACGAGCUGGAGAAGGAGCAGGAGGAGCUGAAGCUGCUGAAGGAGUCACUUAACCUGAAGAAAAAAAUUGAGGACGUUAUAGAAGAUGAGAAGCUGAUACCAGUGCCAGGACUUAUGUGGCUGCGCCAGAGCAGAAAGACGCCCUCAGAGCCGUUCGGAAACGAAAGAGCAGUCUUCGUGUACGGAGAAAAGAACAUAGCGAAGGUGCUGGAGUGGAGAAGCCAGUGCGCAAGAAGAAGAAAGACGCAAAUCCCGGCGGAAACAGUGUUCGGAGUUAACAUAGGAAAGAGAGUGUGCAGAAACUGCGGACAGCAAGGUCACAUAGCCUCAAACCCGAAGUGCCCACUGUACGCAGGAGACAAGAUGAAGCACGAACAGGCGUACCUGAAGCAGCAGCAGAAGAAGCAGGAGGUGGACCAGGACUCGAGCGACGACGGACUGAUCACGAGCAGGGCAGCAGUGUCGAGGAACACGAAGGAGCACAUCAAGAGUAACAUGGGGGCGCUGAAGAUGGCAGACUCGGACACGGAGGCCUCAGACCUGCACGUCCUCAGCGGAGACUCCUCGACGCAGCUGGGCCUCGACGGAAAGCACAGGAGCACAGGAGCGCUUCCUCAGCUGGCCUCGAAGAGAAGAAGAGGAGGAGAGGAGGCGAAGGACCAGAGCGAGUCCUCGAAGCUGAGCUCAGUGGACCUGAAGAUAAUAGCAAAAAUACUGGCCACAGUAGAGAAGGAGGCGCGCUACAGGCCCUUCGUGGCGAGAGUGCCGGAGGCGAUCGCGCCGAACUACUACGAGCUGAUACAGAGGCCGAUGUGGCUCUCGCUGCUUAAGUCGAGAGUGCGCUCGAAGGACUACGGGUCAGUGGAGGACCUGGUGAAGGACAUCUUCCUGCUCGAAAUCAACUGCAAAACCUACAACUCGGAGCACUCGCAGAACGCGUGGCUGAGAGGAGUGUCGCAAACGCUGGUCGACGACCUGUCAAACAGAAUCAAGAACCACGUGCAAAACAAGGCCCACUGUAAAACGAUCGACAGACUGCUGAGCGAGCACAAAGCAGGGUACAGAGGGUCCAAAAAGACGCAGCUGCAGAGUGCGCAGGGCACGAGUUUAGAGCCGGGUCAGCAGGAAAUGGCGCCAGCGGCGGGACAGCAGGACCAGGCGAAGAACCUCGAGAAGCUUAACGAGCUGGUGAAGUUGGUGGAACAGGGGAAGCCGAUAGAGCUGGAGCACCUGAAGGAGCUGAAGCAGAUGAUGCAGACGACACAGCAGUUACAGCAGUUACACCAGGGUCAGUAUGGACAGCAGUUAAACCAGGGUCAACAGUUACAGAAGGAACAAGGACAGCUCGACACGGGCACGCAGCAGACGCAGAGGACCGACGUGAACGUGAGCAGCAGCACGGGGCAGCAAGGGGUAGGAGCAAUGCCGGGACUGGCGAGUAUGACGGACAUAGGCAACAUAGCCACAAUGGGCUCGAUGGACAGCGCGAGCGGCAGCAUGACGCAGCCAGGCCUCGGAGCCAUGGGAUCAAUGAGUGGCAUGGGACCAAUGGGAAGCAUGGGCUCCAUGGGAAGCAUGGGCUCCAUGGGAAGCAUGAGUGGCAUGAGUCAGACGGGCAUGGGAUCCAUCGAUCCGCUGAACCCAAUGACAGGAGUCAUGAGCACAAUGGUUGGCGUGGGCGCCAUGGCGAACAUGGAAAACCUGAUGAACAUGGGAGAACAGAUGACAAACAUGACGCAGUACACAGGAGCCUAUGGAAACUACAGCGGCCUGAACAUAUUCGACGGAGACAUGGCCCAGUACGAAGCAAAUAUGGGACAGUAUGACUCAAAUAUGGGCGAGUACGCACCAGGAGUGGGCGGCUACGAGGGAACCUACGAGCAGUUCGAAGCAGAGAUGGGCCAGUUUGGAGGAGAAAUGGGCGCAGAGUACGUGAUCAAGGACGAGGAAAUGAUGAAGAUGCAGAUGUCACAGUACGGAGCCAUGGGAGUCAGCGCGGAGGGAAACUACGGAACGGAGGAGGCAACUGCGAGUGGCGCCACGGAAAACGAAGCGGAAGGAGUGCUGGGACCAGAGGAAGUUUUUGAAAAAAAUUCUGAGGAGGGGUUCGAGGAAGUCUUCGACGAAGUUCUUGAAAAGGGCUUUGAGCAGCGAAAAAACGGGGCCGCAGAUAACAGUGUGUCGGCCAGCGCAGCCGACAGCGAAAUGGGCAGCGUGGCCAACGAUCAGGACGACAGCAGUGCAGUGUAG